AUGCAAAGCCAUCAUAUUCGCGACUAUCAAAUUCUCAAAACAAUAGGUAUUUUUCAAUUAGGAACUGGCACUUUUGCAAGGGUAGCUAUUGCAAAACCAAAAAGCCAAAAACCAGGCACGUUUUAUGCAAUAAAGAUGAUUAAUAAAGAAAUCCUUGCCAAGUUGAAACAGGUGGAGCAUGCGAAAUGUGAAAAACGGGUCUUGAUGUCUCUCGACAACCCUUUUAUACUAAAAGUGUAAAAGAUAUGUAGGUAUAGCUCAUUUCAAGACAACGCGUGCUUAUAUUUAGUUAUGGAAUAUGUUGCUGGAGGAGAGUUGUUUACAAGACUUAGAUUAUGGCAUCAUUUUCCUAAUGAUGUCGCUUUAUUUUAUGCUACUGAAAUAUUAUUAGCAAUUGAGUAUACUUUACUAUAUUGAUUUAAACAAUUUUAGAUUUAUUUUUGUGUAAUGCUAUUAAGAAAUUUAUAAAGUAUAUAUUCAUUCAAAUAAUAUUAUUUAUAGAGAUUUAAAGCCAGAAAAUCUCUUAAUAGACCACACAGGACAUAUAAAAAUUGCAGAUUUCGGGUUUUGCAAACACAUUGCUCAAGGUGAAAGAACUUUCACACUAUGUGGAACCCCAGAGUAUUUAGCACCAGAAAUAAUUAAAUCAAUUGGGCAUGCAAAACCAGUUGAUUGAUGGGCUUUUGGAAUUUUAAUUUAUGAAAUGCUUGUAGGGCAUCCACCCUUUUUUGAUAAUAAUCCUUACAAAAUUUACAAGAAAAUCGUUAAGGGGGAAUAUGAGUUUCCGCCUGAAAUUUCGAAGCCAGCGGCAAAAUUAAUAAGCAGAUUGCUGAUUUUAGAACAAGAAAACAGAUUAGGAGCAGUUAGGGGAAGUGAAGAAAUUAAAGCAGCAAAAUGAUUCAGAGGAGUUGACUGGGGAAUGGUCUUUCGAAGAGAAAUCAGGGCCCCUUGGGCGCCAAAUUUAAGUGGACCUGGGGAUACUUCUUCAUUUGCUAAUUAUCCUGAUGAUGACACAUUUUUUCAUCCUGCAAGCGCUUCAGUUAACGAGCUAUUCACUCCUCCUCUUAAAAUAUAUAGAGGUUUCCUCUAUAUAGCGCUAAAAGCGCAGACAUUUUUCCAGGAGCUUUCCAAGUUCGUCGGACCAAAUCGCUUUUUGGUCCGACCAAGGCAUUGAUUUGGUGCAACCUACCGAUAAAUUCCGAUCAGAAUUUAUCGGCCUUACAGCGCCAAACAUAGGAAACUUCUAUAACAAAAUAGGUAAAAUUUCUAUUUUUUAGAUAAUUUAACCCCUUUAAAUUGGAACAUUUUUUUUCAAUAGGAAAAUUUUAUAGGUGAAAAUUCUAAUUUUUAGUUUCUUAUAAAGAAAAUUUAAAAUAAAGUAUUUUAGUUUCAAAAAAAAAUUAAAUUGGAACAGGAUUUUUUAGUUUAAUUUAAAGGUGAAGUCAGAGAUUUUUAA
Molecule: messenger RNA, 1456 nt
Organism: Blepharisma stoltei
Lineage: Eukaryota; Ciliophora; Heterotrichea; Heterotrichida; Blepharismidae
Source: the annotation of a GenBank genome assembly